AAAAUUUCACGGCCACCGCGAUCGGUCGCGUUCCCAUUUGGAGGUGUCUCCAACGGCCAACAACGCGUCACCUUGAGGAGGAACCGGAGAUGGCUCCCAUUUUGGCGAUGCCACCACAUUCCAAUCCGUCAUCUCCUCCCCUUCCUCCCUCUACUUGUUUCUCGUCCUGAGCAAUUCAUUCGGAGUCCUCCUCCUCUUGCCCCUAGCGAAUUCGAACUCAAAGCUGCCUUGGAAGGGGUUUGUGUUCUUGCCUGGUCCUCUCAGGCGGCAAUGAGGAAGUUCUCAUCAGGUUGGAGUAUCUGGAGUUGCAAGUGCCCUCUGUCUCUUCAUUGAUUCCCCCAGGGCACAGGAGCUGACAGUGCCCCAUAGAGUCUCUGUAUACAAUGGGCACAAAGAUGAAGAAGGGCAUGUUAAAGCCCCUGCGGUACAUCUCUCAAAUCUUCGAUAACAAGGAGCCUGAGAUGCAGAUUGGGUUUCCAACUGAUGUCAAGCAUGUGGCACACAUCGGAUGGGACGGACCGAGCGUUGGUUCCCCGAGCUGGCAGAUGAAGGAUUACCAUUCAGCACCGCUCAGCUCCUCAUUCGGUGCAGAUGGCAGGGAAAGCCCCCCAUCAAACUCAUGGGGUUCUCAAGAAUUCUCUCGAGGAGGAGGCAUCGAAGACUCCCCGGCUCGGCAAACCCCGGAGCCUUCCAGGCUCAGCGCUGCAUCGGCCGAACCCUCGCCCGACUCCCCCGACGUGGCUCCUGCAUCCACCAAGCCAAGGCAUUCAAGACGGCAUCAGUCGGAUGGAAGCCUGCCCAGCGACUCCCCCAGUCGCGACUCCGCCGACGGAUCGAGGCGUGGCAGGAAGCCACGCAAGAAGGACGCAGCCGGCCCGUCCGACUCGCCGGCGCAGGACAUGCCGGCUAUUCCCAAGCAGUCACACCGAAAGAAAAACAGAGCGGCCAAGUCGAAGGCCCCAGCGUCGACCGAGGAGGGAAGCACCAAGCCGGCGCCGGUGGCCGCGAUGCCGUCGGCCGGGGAGGACCACGCAGCGCAGUGACAAGAGUUGCCAAGUAUUGCAAGAGAUCGCUGGAGGUGGACGAGGAGUCAUGUCAAUGUGGAUGAAUGUCGUGAACACAUAAAGAGAUGGGAUUUGCCUUGCUGUUGUUGUUUGCAUAACUGCCAUUUAACUACGAUGCUUCAAAAGAUACUCUCUGUUCAUGAGCUAGUUUUUUUUUUAUACUGUCAA
Molecule: messenger RNA, 1232 nt
Organism: Musa acuminata subsp. malaccensis (wild Malaysian banana)
Lineage: Eukaryota; Viridiplantae; Streptophyta; Magnoliopsida; Zingiberales; Musaceae
Product: CRIB domain-containing protein RIC10
Source: RefSeq, a predicted model, not a curated record